CGCAUUCAUCCAACACCGCCCACCAAUUUCCCAAAGACGGCUGACGAGACCUGUGAGCCCUGACACUCUCCGUUUGCCCCCCCUCCUCCGAACAAUCCUGGUCGCGAUGAAAACCAAGGACGGUUGCUUGGGUCUGGGUGUGGACAAAGUUGACAUCUGACAGGGGUCAAACCGGCCGCUUUGUGCGACCUGUCACAUUAUCAACCACCACCCGCGUCAAAUUCCAUCCCCAUGCACCUCUUGACAGCCUGGAGGUGACACGGCCAUUGUCUGCUGUCGGCCUGUUUCAAUCUGGACCCAAAGAGCGGCGUGCACUAGCCCGUCUGCGCCCACGCCGUCGCUUAAAACCCACGGUUCGCAACACACGCAGAUGGCGAUCGUCCGAUCAAGCUAAACAAGGCACAAUGCAUCGCGGCGCCGACACCGUGGGUGCAGCUGUCAAUCAGAAGCAACUGACAGCUUCCAUGGCUUCUUCUGAAAAGGCCCCUCUAGCCGACCAGGAAGGUCCUGCAAAGCCCGAAUCGAUCCGGGAAGCUUGUCGACAGGGGGACUUCGACGCCCUGGUCAAGCUUGCAACCUCAACUGGCGGUCUUUUGACCGACGAAUUGCGCCGGCAAGCUUGGCCAAUUCUAUUGGGUUGCACACCUGAAAGCACAACACGGGCCCAGCCAGAGCACUCAAAUCAGCUCCAGUGGAGAUCGCUGCCUCGUCACCCGGACGAGGAUCAAGUACAACUCGAUGUUGAUCGUGCCUUUGUAUACUACCCUAAAGAUGAAUCUGAACAGUCGCUCGAGCAAAAGAAGGGAGAACUCUUCGAGUUGAUUGUAUCGACUUUGAGGAGCUAUCCAAUCCUCUCUUAUUUCCAGAGUUACCAUGAUGUCGUACAAGUGCUCCUCCUUGUGUUGGGAAAACAUCAGGCUAUGCCUGCUGUUCCACGAAUCUCUCUGCUGCGCCUUCGCGACUACAUGCUGCCGACAAUCACACCUGCGACGAGACAUUUCGAGCUUGUAUCGGCUGUUGUGAUGGCCGCCGACCCCGAACUGGCUAAUCACAUUGCUCAGGCCGAGAAUAUCUUUGCCUUGUCGGCAACCCAUUCCCUGUUUGCACACGAUAUUUACGACUAUGGCGACAUUGCCAGGCUGUACGAUUUCUUGCUUGCGCAUGAGCCAAUCAUGAGCAUCUAUUUGUUUGCGGCGGUUACAAUAUCGAGGCGAUCGGAGUUGCUCGAGAUGCCCGCGGAUCAGUCCGAUAUCCUCACCUUUGUCAUAUCCAAGCUACCCCAGACUUUCGACAUUGAUGCACGGAUCCAGGAUGCUGUGACUUUGUUUCGCCAUCAUCCGCCUCAACAACUGCCUGGCUUCAUCUGGUGGCGCCUAUCCCGUUACAGCGUCCUCAAAACAUCACGCUGCAUCACCCCGCCUCAGAGCUUGGAAGAGGCCAAGACCUUUUGCCAGAAGCAGAUCCAGCAACUCGACAGCCAUGAACUGAUGCGAAAGAGAGCACUGUUACUUUACAAAUAUAGGAAAUCUGCCGCAUCGAUGACUGCUGUAAUCUUGGUGGGAGUCUUCUCGAUCUGGUUGCGAAAGACGGGCCACGACAGGAUCUUGUGGUCCAUGCUAUCGACGGCGUCUACGUUCUUUUCGACCCUUCGAUAGACUGUCCCACCGGAUCGAUACGCGGGAGAAAGGCAUGUAUCCGAGCUUACACUGACUAAAGCGGAUUGGCGCCCAAAAGUUAGGCUCUUCCAUAAACCAGGGAAUAAAUCUGCUUCGAUGCAUUGUUCUACCAUUUAAGGCGUCAAAUGCUUGGAACCGGAAGACAACCAUCCUUUACCCAAGCUGCAGCCAACUGCGCCAUCCACCCUUGCUGCAUGACCAUCACACAACCCCACUUGAACCAUUCUUGACGCCGCUCAACCUUCUGUUAUCAAUUCUUGCAAUAUGCGCUACAUGCCGACGUGGACUGGGAUGAAGUCAGCAAAAGUGACGUCCGUUGGUGUGUUGAGGACAUACCUUUGGCAACCCUUUACUCCCUCUCUGGCCAUCCAAUAACAAGCGAAAGCCAUCCGGACCGAUGUCGCUGGGUAGGUGCCGGGUGGGUGCCGGUAUGCAAGAGGCAUACCGGCACCCAAAGUCAGAAUCCCAGGUUGUCUUGGCCCAGUCAGCCUUUUGCAUUACAAACGUAAUGCAGGCUGCUGGGACCACGAAAUAUAAAUUCCGGCCCUCGGAUACGUUUUUCUCUCAUCAUCACUUCUUUUGACUGACCCCCCGACCCACCAAAGUUCAGAUUGAAACACGGAAUCUUCAUCAUUGGGCAUGAGUGCCUGCGGGCAGUGACAGAGAGAGGGUACUUGAGGGCUGUGAGGCGAUUUCUUGAGGCUGUGACAUGGAAGGGAAAGUUGCAGGCACUCAUAGAGCGAGCGAUGUCCGAAGAAUGAUGAGCUUCGAGUAUGAUAUCCAGUUGGAUACAUCUAACUUCAGACUUUCAGCCGCGACAGGAUGGCAGAAGUGAUCGUCGUUUGGCGGGCUUGGAAGACAUCAUGAGCCUCCGCACGGUUAGCAGAGGUUCUCAAGCCUGAUGAAACAUCCAAGGCUUACCUGUCUCGUCUGGGCACAAGCUCUCGUUGAAAGGUACAAAGCACUCCUAUGAACAAUAGGAGCAAGCGAUGGCAAGUUUAAGACAUGAGGGAAAGAAACCUGGUAGAGUGCGUGGAAGCAAUCAGACCUGUUGAUGGGGACACAGAAGAAAGGAGGAAGAAGAAGAGAACUGUCAAAUGCAUGGAGGGUAGAAAAGAAGAAGGCGAGGUGGGAGGUGUCUUCCUUGACGUACAGCUACUGCUCUCUGGACAGGCAUGACGUGGAAGAUGAAGCAAGGAAAACCAGGUACGUGAAGAUGUAUCAAGUCUACUGAAGCAAGCACUAUUGACACUGCAUUCGACAUGACGGGAUUUCGGCUGAAGCAAAUCGAGUCGAGCACGACUGGCGGGCUUCCUGGAAGCGAAUAUACCUCAAUAUUACAUUGUACGGGGACAUGCCAGCAGGAGAUUCCUGCCUCAGAGGUCAUCUCUUCUAGCCGACGUGCUACAAGUCAGCGAAUUCGUGCAGAGGCUAGUCUGGUACAAGAUGAUGCCUGGAUCUACAACUGUUGAAACAUUCCUCACAAAGGGACCGAAUAGAACACUGGCAUAAGCUGCAAAGUUGUGCGAUGGAGAAUCGCAACUACUCGACGGGAUGCGUGUUGACACCUAAUAUGGGUGCUUCAAGGUGUCAUGAUAUGCAUCCUCUUCAUAGAAGCAGCAUGAACAAGGCAUAAGAACAGGGAGACAAUACAUCAC
Cladophialophora immunda is the source of this 3334-nucleotide messenger RNA. RefSeq lists its product as uncharacterized. The record is from RefSeq and is a predicted model, not a curated record. Gene Ontology annotation, cellular component: endoplasmic reticulum membrane. Lineage: Eukaryota; Fungi; Ascomycota; Eurotiomycetes; Chaetothyriales; Herpotrichiellaceae. The transcript has 3 exons. Gene Ontology annotation, molecular function: GTPase activator activity. Gene Ontology annotation, biological process: endoplasmic reticulum to Golgi vesicle-mediated transport; positive regulation of GTPase activity. Bases 405 to 1655 code for a protein of 416 amino acids.